AUGGCAAACAGCAAGGACGAUCGAGAGCCUACCUUACGUAGUGGAAAUGAUUAUGAUUCGGUCUUUGAUCCAAAUGCGUAUCUAACACUAUAUUAUAGUGAUGUAGAAGGCUAUAAGGCGGGACUGCUACAGUUUAGACUAAAGACACUGCAUGAGAUUUUCAGUACAGGGCGUGCAUCUGUGAAGGAAAAAAAACUGGAAAUGUUAAUUUUGACGGCAAGUAAGAUAAAAGGAACUCGACUGCUGGACAUCGGUACAGGCCCGUGCAUUCACAGUGUCAUUAGUGCGUCCAAAUGGUUUGACGAAAUAACACUAACGGAUUUUGCCGAUGUUAACCGAAGAGCGCUAAAGAAAUGGUGGCUGGAAGAAGAUGGAGCUUGGAACUGGGACCCGUUUUUUAAAUAUGUGGCAAAAUUAGACGGAAACGAGGGAAAAUGGGAGAAAUACAGGGAAAAGCUUCGAAAGAAAAUCAAAGACGUUCUAGUGUGUGACGUCCAUAAGGUGAACCCGAUCUCCCCACAUAAAGCCGGUCGGUACAUGUAUGACGCCAUAACCAGCUGCCAAUGCCUAGAGGUCGCCAGUGCUGAUACUGAGGCAUACAAACAAGCCAUCAAAAACGUGGUGUCCUUUCUAAAAGUCAACGGUUACUUCGUGUUGAUUGGCAAUUUAAACGACCGGUUAUACCAUGUUGGACAAGAGACGUUUUUCUGUUUACCAUUAGAGAAGGAAACGGUAGAAGAGGCGCUUGAGCAAGCGGGACUGGAAAAUAUCACUUGGUGUCAGUACGAUGUCGGUAAAGAAGAUGAUGAAAUGGAAUGCAUUUUAUUUGUCGCCUCAGCAACAAAAAAGGCAGUUAUGUAG
Messenger RNA from Lingula anatina, 861 nucleotides. RefSeq names its product indolethylamine N-methyltransferase-like. The record is from RefSeq and is a predicted model, not a curated record. Gene Ontology annotation, molecular function: N-methyltransferase activity. NCBI's taxonomy places the organism in Eukaryota, Metazoa, Brachiopoda, Lingulata, Lingulida, Lingulidae. Gene Ontology annotation, cellular component: cytosol.